Molecule: messenger RNA, 1551 nt
Organism: Orycteropus afer afer
Lineage: Eukaryota; Metazoa; Chordata; Mammalia; Tubulidentata; Orycteropodidae
Gene: NUP62
Product: nucleoporin 62
Exons: 1
Coding region: 1-1551 (516 amino acids)
Biological process (GO): protein import into nucleus; RNA export from nucleus
Cellular component (GO): nuclear pore central transport channel; nuclear pore
Molecular function (GO): phospholipid binding; structural constituent of nuclear pore
Source: RefSeq, a predicted model, not a curated record
AUGAGCGGGUUUAACUUUGGAGGCACGGGGGCCCCCACAGGCGGGUUCACGUUUGGCAGCACGAAGACGGCCACCACCACUCCUGCCACUGGGUUUUCUUUCUCCACCCCUGGCACCGGAGGGUUUAAUUUUGGGGCGCCCUCCCAGCCAGUCACCAGCACGCCCUCGACCAGCCUCUUCACACUCACCACCCCAGCGCCCGCCAGUCAGACGCCAGGGUUCAGUUUGGGAGGAGCAACCCCUGCUUCUGGAGGGGCGGGGUUCUCCUUGGGCAUAAACACCCCAAAGUUAAACCUGGGCAACCCCGCAGCCCCCCAGGCCACAGUGAACCCCAGCGCCUUUGGGCUGGGCACCAGCACGCUCACCAGUGCCGUACCCAGUGCUGUCACAUCAAGCCAGGCAGUGGCACCUGGGGGUUUUGUGUUUGGCUCCUCGACCACAUCCACCCCAGCGCCUACCACCUCUGGAGGGUUCUCACUCACUGGUGGGAGCACAGCUCAGGCCAGUACCUCCAGCUUCAACGUGGGCUCAGUGGGGAGUUUGGCGCAGCCCACAGCCCUGGCCGGGUUACCGUUUGCUUCAGCCACGCCAGCGGCCCCUGCAGCUGGAGCCACCCAGCCAGCCGCUCCUGCACCCACAGCCGCCUCCACCAGCACUGGGCCCUCGCUGUUCGCCUCCAUCGCCACUGCUCCAGCCUCAUCCGCCGCCCCCAGCCUCUCCCUCUGCCCCCCAGCAACCUCAGCCGCAGCCCCUGGUGCUGGGACCCUGGGCUUCAGUUUAAAGCCCCCUGGAACCGCUUCCAGCACGUCUGCUGUGACAUCCACCACGGCUGCCACCACCACCACCGCCUUUGCCUUGAAUCUGAAGCCACUGGCUCCGGCCGGGCUCCCCAGUAAUGUACCCACCACCGGGCCUGGUCUGUCCGGCCCCAGCGCAGCCACAGGGGCCCCCGGCAGCCCCGCGCUGACCUACGCCCAGCUGGAGAGCUUGAUCAACAAGUGGAGCCUGGAGCUGGAGGACCAGGAGCGGCACUUCCUGCAGCAGGCCACGCAAGUCAACGCCUGGGACCGCACGCUGAUCGAGAACGGUGAGAAGAUCACCUCCCUGCACCGCGAGGUGGAGAAGGUGAAGCUGGACCAGAAGCGGCUGGACCAGGAGCUCGACUUCAUCCUGUCGCAGCAGAAGGAGCUGGAGGACCUGCUGAGCCCCCUGGAGGAGGCCGCCAAGGAGCAGAGCGGCACCAUCUACCUGCAGCACGCCGACGAGGAGCGGGAGAAGACCUACAAGCUGGCCGAGAACAUCGACGCGCAGCUCAAGCGCAUGGCCCAGGACCUCAAGGACAUCAUCGAGCACCUGAACACGGCCGGGGGCCCCGCCGACUCCAGCGACCCGCUGCAGCAGAUCUGCAAGAUCCUCAACGCACACAUGGACUCGCUGCAGUGGGUCGACCAGAACUCGGCCCUGCUGCAGCGGCGGGUGGAGGAGGCCAGCAAGGUGUGCGAAGGCCGCCGCAAGGAGCAGGAGCGCAGCUUCCGCAUCACCUUCGACUGA